Molecule: messenger RNA, 509 nt
Organism: Paralichthys olivaceus (Japanese flounder)
Lineage: Eukaryota; Metazoa; Chordata; Actinopteri; Pleuronectiformes; Paralichthyidae
Gene: mrps18c
Product: mitochondrial ribosomal protein S18C
Biological process (GO): mitochondrial translation
Cellular component (GO): mitochondrial small ribosomal subunit; ribosome
Molecular function (GO): small ribosomal subunit rRNA binding; structural constituent of ribosome
Source: RefSeq, a predicted model, not a curated record
CCUCACGGACGCCCCGGAGCCUCUCAGAGGUCGGACGCUCCUCUUCCUGUGUCAGGUCAACAUGUUCCCUCUGAGAUUGUCGCUGCGCUUAAACUCGAUUUUAUCUCAACGUGGAAACUCGAGUCUGAGGACCGUGACGUCACACGCGGUCCAACGAAAAGAUGACGUGCUCGUGAAGAUGGAAAAUCCGUUUAAACAGGCUCAGACCGGAUGUGUCCUGUGUAACGUGCACGUGGAUUUUAAGAACACCCAGCUGCUGUCUCAGUUCAUCUCCCCUCACACAGGCAGGAUCUACGGCCGACACAUCACAGGUUUGUGUGGAAGAAAACAGAAGGAAAUCUCCAAGGCCAUAAAGAAAGCUCACUCCAUGGGUUUCAUGUCGGUGACUCACAAACACCCACAGUUCAUGAGGGAUCCCAACAUCUGUGGCAUCAAACAUCUGCAUUAGACGACCUGUGUGUGUGUGUGUGUUUGUGUUAUUUGUGAAUUAAAAACUUAAUUAUGACUCA